Brassica rapa (field mustard) is the source of this 5516-nucleotide messenger RNA. RefSeq lists its product as uncharacterized. Lineage: Eukaryota; Viridiplantae; Streptophyta; Magnoliopsida; Brassicales; Brassicaceae. The record is from RefSeq and is a predicted model, not a curated record.
UAUCGGGGUCGUUAGCUUAAGUCCUUAGGGAUUAAAAGAUUUUAUUUAAAUCAAAAUUGCAGAAAAAACGCAGGGACGCGUCCGUUUCGUCCUUAGCUAACAUAUUUUUUUUUUGUCCUUAGGUGCUACGUGUCGGCAAGGGAAUGGUUGAACGGUUUUCUCUCUUGUUCUCGUUUCUCUCUUGUUCGACAUUUCUCGUCUCUCUCUUGUUCUCUCUGCCGGCGAUCGAAAGGGCGAUUUUGCCGACAACGGCGCAUCUCCUUCGUGACCGUUAUCCCGUCGACGAAUCUCCUCCCAAGUAGUUUCCGUCGACGGAUCUCCUCCCUCGUCGUCUCCUCUCGACGAAUCUCCUCCCAAAUCGUCUCCUCUCUACGGAUCUCCUCCCGAGGCAUCUCUCUGCGAUUCGAAGGUGAAAGGGUGAGGUGAGGUUCGAUCACCAGGAUUGUAUUAGCAAGGAGAUCAAAGAGAAACAACCAUUUCCUCCACAGUUUAAGAUUACAAAUGGGUCUUGAUUACAGCUAUUCACAACCUUCACAGGAUGAGACGUUUGGUGGGGCUGAGACGGACAGUGAGUACAAUGAAGUGGAAUCUCUCAUUCAGCAAGACCAAGCUCAGUUACACGAAGCUCUCAUUCACCAACAGGAAGCUCUCAUUCAGCGUGACCAAGCCCAUGCGUUUGUGUACCCUCCGCAGCCGGAGGUUGAAUUCGGAUUUCCACAGAUAUGCUACUGUGGGAGUGAACCGAAGAUAGCAACGUCUAGCAUCGAACCAGGACGCAGAUACUACACAUGUAGAAAUGCAAACGAUGGAGAGUGUCAUGUGUGGAAAUGGUGGGACGAGGCUGUAAUGGAGGAGAUGCGAGCUAGGGAUAGACACACACUUCAGUUAGCCGAGAAGGUAGAUUCUAUGACAUUAUUCAAUGACCAGGCUACUGAGCAGAAGCUCGUUAGAUUAGAGAACAUGGUGUGUGAGUUGGCCAAGAAUAAAUCAAAGUGUAGCUUAGAUUACUUCGUUCCGGUUAUGGUUAUGGUCUUUAUUUUCAUAGGUCUCAUCAUCGUAUUUGUCUAAUGUGUUAUGGUUAUGGGGAACUUCUUUGUAAUGACUUCGGGUUGGUGAUGUUAUGGUUAUGGAAACUCCUAACUAAAACUUCUUUGUAAUGAACUUUUAGUAAUGACUUCUUUGUAAUGACUUCGGGUUGGUGAUGUUAUGGUUAUGGAAACUCCUAUGCACGUUUUAAAUUCAGAAGAAGUGAACCUAAAAAGUAGUUGAAAAUGUCAUGAGGCAAACACGUUGUGUAACUAAAAAGUAGUUGAAAUGUUCACAAGACAAACAAUGGACAAUCACAAGAUUGUAACUUCAUGAACCUAUAAAUGUGACGGAUAUUCUCGUUAAAAUUAUAACUUCUCUACUUCCUUCUUAUACUAAAAAGAAAAUUACAACUCCUCUGCUUCCUUCUUAUAUUAAAAACAUUGCCUUCUUUUUUGAUUCAAAAUGGCUUCUUCUUCACAUUAUCAUUAUAACCAAAAUGACGAUGAUGAUGAUCCAUUUGAAAAUAUUUUUGAAGAUUUCUUAGAAAUCCCAAAUAUUCUUCCCAAACCGAGAGAGCGAAAAACACGUAUCUUUAUUGAGAGAAACCGGGAAGAAGGCCAGGACCAGCUUUGGAAUGAUUAUUUUAGCGAGACUCCCACAUUCCCGCACAAUAUUUUUCGGAGACGGUUUCGAAUGAACAAGACAUUGUUCUUGCGUAUUGUGCAUCGUCUCGAGCAAGAAGUGGAUUAUUUUAAACCUUCAGAAGAUGCAACCGGUCGGUCUAGCCUAACCGCGCUCCAAAAAUGUACAGCAGCUAUUCGUCAGUUGGCGUAUGGUGGUGGGGCUGACACCGUUGACGAAUAUGUCCGACUAGGUGAAACCACAGCUAGAAAAUGUUUGCACCAUUUUACCAACGCGAUCAUCCACUUGUUUGGUGAUGAAUACCUUAGAUCUCCUACUCCGGAGGAUCUGCAAAGACUACUUUAUAUUGGGGAACAACGUGGAUUUCCGGAAAUGGUUGGAAGCAUCGACUGUAUGCAUUGGGAGUGGAAGAAUUGCCCUGCCGCUUGGAAAGGAAUGUAUUCACGAGGAACCGGAAAACCGACAAUUGUGCUGGAGGCGGUUGCUGACUACGACCUUUGGAUAUGGCACGCGUUUUUUGGAGCACCAGGUACUAUGAACGAUCUUAAUAUUCUUGAUCGAUCACCUGUUUUUGAUGACGUUAUUAACGGAAUAGCACCACAAGUCAACUUCUAUGUUAAUGGUCAUCCAUACCAUUUGGCCUAUUAUCUCACUGAUGGGAUUUAUCCUGACUGGGCGACUUUUAUUCAAUCUAUCCGUCUACCACAAAGUGAGAAACAUUCAUUAUUUGCUAAAACCCAAGAAGCUGUUAGGAAAGAUGUGGAACGUGCCUUUGGAGUCCUGCAAGCUAGAUUUGCAGUCGUCAGAAAUCCAUCUAAUUUAUGGGAUAAACACAAAAUAGGAAAUAUUAUGAGAGCAUGUAUCAUCCUCCAUAAUAUGAUUGUCGAGGAUGAACGGGCAGAAAGGACACAAUAUGUGGUUCCUGGAUAUGAAGAAAGUGAAGAGGAAAGAUUUUCCGUCAAUAUGCCUUCGCCACUCGGUAAUACAAUGGAUCGUCGAACAAACGUUCGCAAUAGACAAGCCCAUCAUAAUUUAAAAAAUGAUUUGAUUGAAAAUAUUUGGACUAAAUUUAGGCAUCUUCCAAAUAACAUGUAAUUUUUAAGUUUUUGAAUUUAAUAAAAUGUUUGUUGUAAUUUUUUUUUAAUUUAAUGUUAAACUUCUCUUUUAUGUUUUAUUUAAAAUGUAUCUUUUAUAUCUAAUCACACAUUAAAAUAAAUAAUAUAAAAUAUGCUAAGGACUUUUUUUGUCCUACCAAUAAUCAACAAAAUUAAAAAAGUCCUUAUGCAUUUGUCCCUAACUAAAAAAUAAUACUAUUUUAUUCUAAGGACAAAAUUAAGUAGAACCAAUAAUGUUGCCCUUAGAGCACUCUUGAACUUCAUGAUUUGGCAGCCAAAAUUAGGUCCGUAACUAAUUCUAUUUUAUUAGCUUCAUAACAACAGAUAAUAAUAUUAUGUGUUCCUGUGAUAUAAUGUAUAUAAAACGACUAGACUAGAAACGAAGGCAAACACUAAAUGUUUUAAAUAAAGAAUAGUGCGUUUUAUCUUAGAUGCGACUGUAGCGUGUCUGCGUGUGUAAACCGUAUAGGUAAGAUUCACCAUCAUGCUUCUUGAUGUCCACUUACUUUUCAUGUUAAUCUAAUUAUCUUAAUAAAUAUUAUCGUAUCCAACAUAAAUCUUCAAUUAAUGUCUAGAUAUGAAAUCUAAUGUAUAAUUCAGUGAAAAAAAAGUCUAGAUAAUCUUGUUUUUCUACCAUAAAAUAUUAUCAAAUAAUUACAUUCAACAACUAGUUAAGCAGCUUAAGCUAAUAUUACUGGAAUGGUAUGAUAUAUCAAUGUUUUAAUUUAAAUUUGUUGUUAUGUACUUAUUAGUACUUAUGUGACUAUAAAAAAAGGUUUUUGAUUUUUUGAAUUUUUGUUCUUAUUUACGUUUAUAUUAAAGAUAUGAUGCGGUUGUGUUUAAAUAAAACCACCAUUUUAAUGUUUAAAUUUUUUUUAUCAAAAAAAUCAUUUGUGUAUGGUAAAUUGGGAACUAGAAAUAUUUUAGGAGAUUGAUUUGCGUUUGGAAUAUAUGAUGUGAAGUUAAUGGAAAUGGGAUGAAGGUAUGAUGUGAAGUUAAAUAAAAUCAGUUAAUAAGCUUCGUCCUCGUCAGAUUAGAUAUUGAUAAGUAGAUGAGAAUGAAUUAGUCACAAUUUUACUUUCAUUCUCCUUUUGCCAUUUCAAGACAGAGUAACUUGAAUAUCAUGUGGAGUGAUCAGUGCUGUCCCUAGGAGAAUCAAUAGAAGCUUGGGCUUCCGGCCGUAUAUCAGAAUUUAAUCGGCCAAAAAAUCUUAUAAGUCUCAAGUAGCCAAGUGGUUGUUGGAGCUGAACUGCGGAAGCUAGGAAAGGAGUUCAAUGUCUCCCCUUCUUAAAAGAUAUAUGUGAAAAUUUUAAAAUUAAUGACACUUAAUAAUUUUUAUUUGCUUUCAGCCUUCAUAUUUUCAAGACUGGCACUGAGAGUGAUAUAGUAUGUCAUACGUACCGAUGGAGGUCACAUGGACCAUGUCACCAUUGCUAAAUAUGCUGAAAAUUAGCAUGUUCCAUGUGAAAGUUCUUAUCCGUAACAAUUGCUAUAAUCAAAAUAUCAUGUAACAUAAUAUUUCAAUAAGAAAAUGUUAUCUUACAUGGAUCAUGUCACCAUUGCUAAAUAUGCUGAAAAUUAUGUUGAAAGUUCUUAUUCGUAACAAUUGCUAUAAUCAAUAUCAUGUAACAUAACAUUUCAAUAAGAAGAUCAUUAGUGGAAUAAAUCACUUUCGUUUUGUGGUAAAGUGUAGUGUUCGGUUUACAAGCUCAUACGUAGUAUAUCAAUUCAUCACUGUAUAUCAAUUCAUCACUUAAUGUAUUUAUUGACUUUGAGAAAAUUAAAAAAAAAACAGAUUAAAUAACCUAUCAAAGGAGAAACAGAAGACGUCUGGUUGAAACAAAAAAGUGUAUGAAAAGGAUUGACAAAUGAAAACCUAUUUGCAUCUUGAUUAUAGUUUCCAUCUUUCGUUUUUAGUCUCACUCUCUUAAUCAAAGAUUAAUUGACUGAUCAAACAAUUUGUUGCAUUAAAAUAUGUAAAUAAUUAGCUGUGGAACUUUUUACUUUAUGGAGUCUCUGUGGUUCUUCUACGGUCAAAGGAAGUGGUUCCAUCCAACCUUGCAGAUUCCUAAUUAGACGGUUAAAAAACUCGUUGCCAACCAUUCCUCCUCGUCCUCACUUUCUCCACUUUCGAAUUCAAAUAUAUUUAACUCAUUUUAUAAGAUGUCAACACUGUAGCCUGUAGGAGAAGAGCAUCUGCUUCAUGCUCCAUACAUAAGCAGUACAUCAGAAUCAGAAUACAUAUGCCGACAUACCAGAUUUAAAUAAGGCACUUACAAAAUAUUAUUCAAUCUUAAGAAUGCUGUUGCAAAGUGUAAAUGAUCAAAUCAGGGACAUAUGCGAAACUAUUAGGGAUGCUAGAGUAUGCUUUACUUCUAACAAAGAGCUUUAUUUCGUUGUCCUCUGAAUCACCAAUCAAAUAUAGCUCGAAUAAUAGAGCUUUAGUGAGUGGAAUACUUUGCUAAACACGGAAGAAAGGUUAUAUAUUAUCUGUUGUGAUCAUUUUGUUAAAUAUUAACUGAAACCAAUAAUAUGCCUAAAUAGAUACAAUUUAAUCACUAAAAUAACAACCAAGUCCAAACUUUUAUGAUCAUCUGACUGAAUAUAUUAGGUUCAAAGAUUUAUUCACAAAGCAUCACAAACACAAGGUCAAGGAUGCGCUAAUAAGUGAACGCAUAUACAAAUACCUAUUAACCAAAAAUAAGAUGGUCAAGGGAACAAGAAACAAAA